CUACUCUCCGCCCUCCCACUUUGGUCGCGGGUAGAAUUAAUGUUGAAUGACUCUUGAUCUCCAAGAAGAGGCCUGCCAGCAUUGAUUCAAAUGAUCAUCUAGCCUGGCCCUGGUAUAGGGACUCUUCCACAUUGUCAUUCAUUCAUUUCCAGUCCUUCCUUUUUUUCCCUCUAAAGCGACACGAAUAGAGCUAUCCAGUCCCCACGUCUGACUACGCCAUCGAAUCAGACUGAUCGCGCCGCAUCGUAUGAUUUUAUCAUCCUCAUGACCGCAUAGCAGCAGUUGUAAUAAGCUUCAUAAGGCGCAGCCCCAAAAAUCGAAAGCCUCCCACCGUAGGGCGACGAUGGCGCCUCAUCCGGAGUCGUCACCCCGUCGUCCGACGAAGCAUGAAGGGGCCAUGCAAACUUCAAAGCGCCCGCCAGCUCCACUUAAGCCUGUCGUCCCAAUUGUUCCCGUUGUUCCGCGCAGUUUGAGCUACAAGAACGCUCCAGUCCCUGUAUCGCAACAUGUUCCGCAACCGACGAAGCCCGCAUCCCCAGCGGUCACCAAGGGCUCCCGCGGAUCUUCCGGACACCCUGGUACUGAAAGAUCGAAGGCCUCAAAAUCCGAAUUGAAAGAAGAACAGCAGGCUGCUCUUCCCAGAUCGAUUGACACUGCGGAGAAAAGAGCCAAGGCGACAAAUGCGUCGAAGUCCCUUCCGGAGGAAACACAAAAGGCGUCGUCAAAUGGUCUAUCAGCGCAGGCCCAGCAGGAGGAGCAAACAACCUCUGAAGCUGAGACUCGGGAGAAAUGCCUGGAGGAGCGACCGCAUUCAGAUGUCAGAAACGUUGAAGACGACCAAAGGAAGGGACAAACCGUUUCUGGUAAAGGUGCAAGUGCUUCUUCCCAGCAAAACCAUUCACCGGUGCAGAUGAAUGGAACACUGGUGACUGCGCCCCAGUCAUCUGAACAGAGGAGGCUUGACGACAUAAGCGCAGCGGGACAAUCAGUGAACUCCUUGGCGCGUAACACUGAGGCUGUCGCUGGCCUACAAGAUGAAGAAGCAACGCUGCAAGGGGUUUCGACGAUGCCUCGCCCUCAUCCUAUUUCGUUUCAUCCUCCGAACGGGCAGUCAACGCCUUCAUCAGCUGGAUCCAUGUACGCGCAGCCUCCGAUGCAAUACAAUCGACCGAUGCCUCAUCAGCAUCGGUCCAGCGCUGGCGGGGUCUUGUUUGGAGGCUUCACCGGGUCUUCGAGCCCAUCUCCCGCGCCACCAAUUCCGCACUCCACAGCCAGUAUGCCAUACCCACCUCCGGGAACUCACCCUCAUGGCUUCGUAGCGCCUCCUUUUGAGCAACCCUUCCACUACUUCCCCCAUCAACAUCACGUUGCGGAGCCGCACCCUGGUUUUGUUUACCCUCCAACCUUCCCCCCACAGCACGGUCCCUAUGGCCACGGCAGCGAGCCAUUUAACGGGCAUAUACCUGCCUACGGCAGAUUUGGCUCCUUUGACGCAGCCGGAACGCCCUCAGUUUCUCUUCCCAUGAUGCCGCCUAGACCUCUAUUGGAGGACCAAGUUCACCGAGCCUAUGGCAUCCAAUGGGAUGAUGCUUCGCUCUCGACAGUUGCUCCGGAUUCUGACGCUGGAAGCGGAAGUGGCCGCAUGCGAGAUGUAAUCACUCCCCGCCCAUCGUCCAGCGCAGACGAAAAAGCAUGGCUGGAGCUCGAGCUCGCCCGGGCAACCCUUUCAGGACGUAUGGGUUCCGCCGACGGCGUUAAUAAUAACCUGCCCCAUGUGAACGGAAACUUCAGCAAGGGAGAGUUGAACAGAGACAAUCAUCAUCAUCAGCCCUCCCCUCCUGUUGACACAUCCGACGAUAUCAAGUAUUACCUCCGCGGAAAAUUUUCCGACACCGACUUUGCCGAUUACUUGCUCGAAAUCCAUCAUCCCAAGAACGCAUAUUGGUAUGUGCCUUUCGCUGUUCAUGGAGUCAUUGUCGGCAGAAGCCAUUUCUUGCGUUACUUGCUGUUGGAGCAUCGUAACAAACCGGUUAAUCCGAGCGGAAUGAAGAAGGUCAAACUUCUGAUUGAUGACCCAUUCAUCCAGCCUGGUCCGUUUGCUAUGGCGUUGCGUCAUCUCUAUGGUGCGCCUCUCUUGACAGCUCAAGACAUUGAAGGUAUUAGGGCUCAUCCCACGUUCGUUGACCGCUGGACAAAGGAAAAGUGGAUUCUCAACAACCCUGAAGAUAAGAUGGAGUUCGCUCUUUCAUACGCUGCUGCUGGCUAUCUUUUAGACUUUGAGAACAUCACUGCUUGCGGAGUUCAAGUCGCUGCUGAAUUCAUCGGUUGGGACACUGUCGAGCUUGCCUUGUCUUUUGCCUUGGAAGGCUUGAGCAUUGAAGAUCCCGAAAUGGGUUCAAAUCCUCACCCCGCUCCCCCUAGUCCCAUUGGCUUCACUGAUGCUCAGACGAACGUCCAACAGGUUCGCAAGUUGGCUAUUUCUCAUGGCGAGGCAUACAAUCCCUCUUUAGGCGGCAAAUACGGUGUCUUUGGCGUUACUCUCAUGAACAAGAUUCUUGAUUUCAUUAUCGAGAACAUCCCUGCGGACUUCGAGCUCGACACUUCAAUCUCCCAACUCGGGCGCCAUCCUCGGCUUUUCGUCAACUCUGAGACGAAGCCCAACAUCUCUCACCCUCGUCUGGCUGCCAUCCAAUUUGGCGAGCUGCCUUCGGAGGACACCAGCAAGUUGGAAUUCUCCACCAAGGUGCUUUCAAAGAUUCUCAUUUCCCUGCCUUAUGUAUUGCUCAAGUACAUUCUUGAGUCUCCUCGUCUUGGCGGGGUUCAAGGAUGGGCGUCUUAUAAGUUUCGUGAGAAGGUAGCCCGAAAUGUGAUUCGAGAACGGGAGAUGAGACGUCAGAAUACUUUGGCUGCGGCACUGAAUCCUGCCAACACUGAUGGUGCAAGCUUGAGAUCCCUCAACUACUUGGCCUGGAAAGAGGUUGUUCUUACCAACCCUGAAGUGCAGCAUCACGAGGUAGAGGUCAAGAGAGAAUGGGAUAGCCUUCCUUGAGCUCUAUUCACAUGAAGCCUCUCCGAUUCCCAUCUCGUUUUCUUGAGGAGAACUUGGGAGUGUCUCAGAGAAAACGACGUUAUGAUUGAGAUUGUGGGCGUUUGGUGCGGACCUAUUCUGUUGCCAUCACUCAUGCUAGCUUGCUUUCUCCUUGUAUCCUUUCAGCUCCCAUUUUGCUACAUAUUUGCUUGUUACGGACGUUCCAAAAACUGACUAUCAUCAUAUCUGGCGAGGCAUUAGUCCUUUUCUUUCAACACCAUAUUUUUGCACGAUUGACGAUGCAUACCUCUGGGCGUUUACUUGUCUCAUUUGCUUAAUUUGCUUGUCCCUGCGUACUGAUGAUUGAUACCUGCACCUUUUCAAGAGUCGUCGCUUCCGCCUUCUCUGGCGUCAUCAAUGUUAGAUACCACAACAUAUGGAAGGAACCAUCGUGAGCCGUUCCUUCCCAAAAUACAACUUCAUUUCUCCAGCG
This is a messenger RNA of Xylona heveae TC161, 3521 nucleotides long. RefSeq lists its product as hypothetical. Bases 344 to 3049 code for a protein of 901 amino acids. The record is from RefSeq and is a predicted model, not a curated record. Lineage: Eukaryota; Fungi; Ascomycota; Xylonomycetes; Xylonales; Xylonaceae. The transcript has 3 exons.